Messenger RNA from Panicum virgatum (switchgrass), 3113 nucleotides. RefSeq lists its product as uncharacterized. The transcript has 2 exons. Bases 156 to 1988 code for a protein of 610 amino acids. Lineage: Eukaryota; Viridiplantae; Streptophyta; Magnoliopsida; Poales; Poaceae. The record is from RefSeq and is a predicted model, not a curated record.
UGACGCAGGAGCCCCCUUUCAAACCACCUUCCAUUCCAUCCAUCCUCCAACGGCUACCUCACCCUCCCCUCCCCACGGUCCAAACCCCGAUGCGGCGGCCUCCACCCACCCCAACCCCGUGACCACCCGCCGCCGCUUCUCCGUACCCCACCGCCAUGCCCUCCUACGCCCCCGCCGCCGCCGUGCCGCGGCCAUCCGCCUCCGCUUCCGCCUCCAGGCCCCGGAACCGGAAGCCCUCCCCCUCCCGGCCCCCGUCCCCCGCGACGGCGCCCAAGCCCAAGGCGGCGGCGGCGGCGGCGGCGGCCGGGAGCACCGCUCGCCGCCGCAGCCCGCUCUCGGACCUCAACUCCAGGGACGCAUCGGCCGCGCGCGAGCGCCCCGGGUGCUUCCGCUUCUUCCUCCCCUCCUCCGCCGCGUCGGGAUCCAGGUCCGCCUCCACCCCGCGGACCCCCAGGCGCCCGGACCCCAAGCCUCAGCCCGCCGCCCGGAGGCCCGACCGGCUCCCGGACCAGGAGUCGAGGACCCGCGCGGAGCGAGAGCCGCGGAGGCGGGGGCCGGAGCCCGGCGCCGGGAAGAAGCAGUGGCCGGCGAAGGGGCGGCGCCCGGAGCAGCUCGAGGCGCUGACGCCGGAGCAGAAGAAGGCCGGCCCGGGGGCCACGCCGCCGACCGGCGCGACGCCGCCGGUCCACGCGUCGAUCUCGCCCGAGGUGGCGGCGGCGGCGGCGUGCGGGUCCGCGACGCCGGCGUGCUUCGCGGCGGGCCACCACGUGCUGCCCGGCGUCGGGGACCGCCGCAAGUGCCGCCCGCGGGGCAUCCUGGCGAUCGCGGGGGAGGGUGGGCCGGCCGGCGAGGACCUCGGCGCAGAGCCGUCCCGCGCGUCCAUCCGCUGGCUGUCCUCGCCGUCGGGGGCCGAGGCCGGGACGUGCUCGACGAAAUGCGGCGGCGACGAGGAGGCGUCGAUGAACUGGCUGGUGUCCCCGCGCGACGAGGGCGGGGCUGACCUGCUCGAGGACGAGAUCUUCGUGCCCAGGUGCUCCUCGGAGGACGCGUUCUGGCGAUUCUCCCCGGACUGCACGGGGCUGUUAGGCUCGCCGCUGCUUGGCGGGCUGCUGGACUUCGGCACGCCAGCGUCGGACAUGUCCGGGACGAUGCCGUCCUCAGGUUUUCUCCCCGUGCAGAAGACGCCGAGCAGCGGAGAUAGCAUCAGUCCCUUCUCGCUUAUCGUCAAGAGGGCGUCGGAGUCCUCUGCCAGAUUACACAGUUUGUGUGCCCAGAAGGGUCUGGGCAGCAGCUACCGCAGCUGUUCGGCGGCGGAUUUGACACCAAUGUCUGGUGAGUCAUGGCCUGAAAGUAUCAGCAAUGGAACACGGUCUGGAUUGACAAGAACAGGCAGUCGUCCGAUGAAGAUGAUGGACCCAGUGCUGGAAUGCUUUGAGAUGAUGAGUUUGUCCCCGAGGCCCGGGGAUGAUGACUAUGAUGGAAAUGGCGCGCUGCCUGCGCCGUUGCCUGAGCUAAGCUUCCAAUUUACAGGAGCUCCAAUGUCUCUUGAAUCAGUAGACUUGUCCUUCUUUAAGAGGUCUCCACGUGACGUAGAAUUGAAGGGGAAGGAGACGAGUUUUAGGAAACCGGUCAUGUCAGAGACUCGGAUCUCCUGGCGAGAAGGUCUUGUUAGCAGAAUGUUUGAUGUUGGCGACUUGGAUUGCUGCAAAUGGAUAUCUGAUGAUGAAGAUUCACCAGUGCUUUCGCACAAGGAUGAGGCUUUGCCUGACAGUACCAAUUCUCAGACAGGUGGCAACCCGCAGGAAGCAUGUGGUUUUGGCUCUAUUGAGUUCAAUUGUGUCGGUGGUGAACUGAACAACGACAGCAGCAAGGCCUCUUCAAACCCAGUCCCAAUUGCCGAGUCCAUGAGAGCAGAAGGAUUCGAGCUCGUCUCAUCCGAUGAUUCUGACUGGACUCUCUUCUACAAGAAUGACUUGUAUGAGUCAUGAGAUGUCUGAACUCUGAACUGCAGCGGGGGGUUUCUCUGUUCAGAUGUUGUGUACCAAUUGUACUACUAGAACCAUCGCAAACACACGCGUUUGUGUUUGCCUCAACCAUGUGCCUUUUUCAGCAUUUGAAGUUUUGCUUUACAUUCUUUGGCACUACAUGCAAAUCAUGUUGGUAGAUAGAUUUGUUUCUGGAAUAACCACUUGUGGUCCCUUUUAAUCCACUGGUCAUAAUUCAGAGAGCUUCAUGCAUAGCAGAGCUGUUUAUUUUAUUAUUUCUGAACUUUGUUCAAAAGCAUUAGCUCAUAAUCUGUGAUAACUGUGGGCUACUGGUUGUGAUACUCUCGCUGUUGAGACUUGCUGACUCUGCUGUUAAAUAGUAGAAUGCAGCUGGUAACAUUUACUGAAUUUAACUUCUAUUGGUUUGUAGAUUGCUUAGAUAUGUUCUAUGGAUUUAGUUGUUUGAAAUUUCAAAGUUGCAUGACAUCCCUAAUAUGAUAUGUCACAUGCUUCUUUGUGUUUCUCAUGCUGUUACUUCUGCAUUUAAUUUGCAUAAGCAGUUUCUAAAUUACUUAGACAUAUUACAUUUUUGAAUCUUACUUUUUAUACAAAGCUACUUCAUAAAUUAUCCUUGUUUAUUGAACCUGUUUAUGUUUCUGUAGGUAAAGUCAUUAUGGAUGGAAGAGUUGUGAAUAAAGCUGGAACAAAAGUAUCUGACAAGUCAGUCAUUGAAAUUAACGCUGAAGUCCCGAAAUAUGUAUGUAGAGCGAGACAUAAGCUUGAGGCAGCUAUCAAAGUAUUUGGUAUUGAUUGUGAUGGAAAGAUAGCCCUUGAUUCGGGAUCAUCCACUGGAGGCUUUACCGACUGUUUACUUCAGCAUUUCUAUGGUGUAGAUGUUGGCUAUGGACAGGUUAUAAUUCCUUCUUUGAAAUUAUCUAGCUCCUUCCAAUUUAUCUGUCAGUUUGAGGAAGUUGCUACUCACUGCAGCACUAUGACUCUAAAUCUCAUUGUGCCCUACUCUGUUUCUGGUGGCUGAAAAAAAUCCGUACACAUGAACGUGUCUCAGUGAUCGAACGUACAAAUUUGAGAUAUCUUUCUCAAUUGCCAUAAUCAGUUGACUUGGUGACA